UUUUUGGCGUCGCAUUUUCCAUCCGGGACCUGUCCCCAGCACUACACAUACAGAACCGAGCGAACAACGAACAGACGUGCUCAUGAUCAGAACAGGGCGAGUUGGUUAGGUCAGUCCCCUCCCCUGUACCGUGACUUUACCUUCACACAAGUAUCAUACGGCCCUACGGCUCAGGUUGGUUAGGCCAGACAGGGCCCCAACAGCACUGGCACUGCGCAGCACCUUCCAUCCAUCCAUCCAUCCAUGCAUCCCCAGCCAGGGCGCAGUACAGUUCGUGGAUACUUAAUCACAGAAGGAGAAAGCGUAAAGCCUUUAUCUUACUCAGGGAAAGGUACACUCGAUGUCGAUGAUGCCCUCACAAACCCUGGAAAUGAAACCCAUAAUGGGCUAGCUAGUGCAUGAUCACCAACCCUUAACCGUAGCCCCUGGCCCCAUCCCCAGCAUGCACGAUGAUCCCUCCCAGCCCAUGUUGUUUUCAGCUCCCUUGAUCACUGGCUCUCACCCAACCCACUACUGAUCCAUCCCAUCAUUCCAAUUCCACAAACAAAAUCACCAAAAGAGACCACUGGAUUAAAAAAAAGAUGAAGCCAAUUUGAGGACACGGGGAUUUUGGAGGGAAGGAGGGAGCAGCAAGAUUCCAAUGGAAGAAACCAAAAGGAGGGCAGCAAGGCAGGAGAGGGCUGGCUGGCUAACGAGAAGACAGAUCAGAGGCGGGUGAGGACAGGUGCAGCACCAACCAGCAGCUACCGGGCCGGCCGCCCAUCUACCCUAGCCACGCCGAUGCGGCGCCACACGGGGCUACUCCUACUGCCUGCAUGGGUACAAAACUGAGAAAUUGGCACGUACCUACACCACCAACGCCUCCAUUAAUAGUUGAGCUCUCUCCUCGACGAGUUCCGUCCCACUCCGAGCUCCUCCUCCUCCUACUCACACCGUCAUCAUCAUCAUCGCCAUCGGUUGGUUGCGAGCUCCUCAACAUGCAUGCUGCCGCAUAGGUAGCACGGGACGGGAGUGCGUUGGCUUGUCUUGUCACCAUGGUUGCCGAGAUGGUAGGAGCGGCGGCGGUGGGACUGGGAGGGGGCGGCCAUGGCGAGGCGCUGAUGGUGCUCGAGGCUCUGGCGUCGUCUUGUCUGAGCUGCUCCGUCCCGCAGUUCCCGACCAAGUGGAAUUCCCUCAAGGACAAGCUCCGGCAGCUCUGCUCCGGGCUCAGCUUGCUGCGCGGCAAUGGCGGCGACGGCGAGGGGGCAGAGGAGGUGGAGGAGGAAGGGGAAGAAGGACACCACGUGUUGGUUCAGUUUCUGCACUCUGCUUCGGCCACCGUGAGGGGCAUCCUGGACGUGGCCUCGCAGUGCAGCGACGGCACGUACCGGGGCGGGCGGCUGCGCCUGCGGAGCGACAUGGACAGCCUCAGCGCCAAGCUGGAGGCGCACGUGCGGCAGCUCAAGGAGAUGGCCUCCACCGGCGCGUCCAUGUCGCCGUCGCAGGCCAUCGUCGCGGUGCGGCCGGGCGCCGACGCCUGCGUCGCCGAGAAGAGGUUCUUCCUCAAGGACCUCUUCUCCCGGAUCAGGAUCGGCGGGCCCGUGCAGAGGGCGCAGGCGCUGGCCACCAUCGCCGAGCUCAUGUCGGAGGACGAGGCGUGCGUGCGGGUCGUGGCGCUCGACGUCGACGACGGCGUCGCCGUGCUCGCCGGCUUCCUCGAGUCGCGGGACCCGCGCAUCCAGGAGGAGGCCGCGGGCGCCGUGGCCGUCGUCGCGGGGUCCGACUCGUACAGGGGCAUGCUGGUCAAGGCCGGCGUCAUCGCGCCGCUGGUGCAGGUGAUGGAGAACGCGGCCGGCAUGGGCGCCACGGCGUUCGCCAGGGAGCGGGCGGCGCAGGCGCUGCGGGAGCUGACGGAGAACUCGGACAACGUGUGGGCCGUGUGCGCGCACGGCGGGGUCACCACGCUGCUCCACGCCUGCGCCGACGCCGGCAGCGGCGGCCGGCUGCUCAGCUCGUCCUUCGCCGUCCUCCGGAACCUGAGCAGGGUGGAGGAGGUCAAGACGUUCAUGGUGGAGCAGGGCGUGGUGACCGAGCUCGUAAAGCUCUCGCAGAAGAUGGAGGAGGUCCGGAAGCUGGGCGCGGUGGAGCUGCUGCACGCCAUGGCGCUCGACGACGCCGACGUGAGGGAGGAAGCCAUCGGCAUGGGGGUGAUCCAGUCGCUCCUCCAGCUGAUAUACCCGGACCUCCCAUACUCCUACAAGGCCCGGGAGGUGGCCCUGGCGGCCAUCUGGUUCUUCUGCUUCUCCUCGGCGAGCUCCAUCGACGACCUCACAAGCUCCGACGUGCUCGGCUGGCUGCUGCACUACCUCAACAACGGCGACUACGCCGUGCUGGACUGCACGCUCAAGAUCCUCCGCCACCUCUCGGAGGCGUCGGAGGAGUACAGCCGGAUGAUGGGCAGGGCGGGGUACUUCGCCGCGCUGGCCGGCCUGCUCGGCGCCAAGUCGUUCCGGGUGCGCGAGAUGGCGGCGCAGGUGCUGUCCAGCCUGCUGUCGCAGCAGGCGAACCGGGUCAUCUUCAUCCAGGACGGCGACAACCUGGACCGGCUGCUGCAGCUGCUCGACCCCUCCGAGGGCAAGCUGAUGGCCAAGGGCCUCAUCCUCUCGGCCGUCAUGUCGCUGGCCGAGACCGGCGCCGGGAGGAAGAAGAUCGUGUCGUCGGAGCACUUCGGGAGCCUCAAGGAGCUCGCCGACUCCGGCGACCCGGACGCCAGGAAGGCCGUCAAGAAGAUUGCCAACAACAGGCUGCAGACCAUGUUCAGCAAGAUAUGGAGCGCCUAAGUUACUAUUUUCCUGACGCCCUUUCUUACCCAGACGCCUUCACUAAACACCCCUUUGAUUUAGCGCUAGUAGUACAUUUGAUUUGCUGUCUAUAUAGUUUUUUUCUGCAUAUCCACAUCCAACCACCAUUGUGAUUCCCUUGUGCUGUACAUUGCAACUGCAGUGAAAUUCAAGUUUUGUCAUCA
Hordeum vulgare subsp. vulgare (domesticated barley) is the source of this 3004-nucleotide messenger RNA. RefSeq lists its product as uncharacterized. The record is from RefSeq and is a predicted model, not a curated record. NCBI's taxonomy places the organism in Eukaryota, Viridiplantae, Streptophyta, Magnoliopsida, Poales, Poaceae. The transcript has a single exon. The coding region runs from base 1035 to 2819 and encodes 594 amino acids. Gene Ontology annotation, molecular function: protein binding.